GAAGAUGAUGACGACUACCCAGCCGAUCCAGAUAACGAUGACGACGACGUAGCUGAAACUCCUUGCGAUGAUGAUGACGACACCGUCACUACCCAACUGAAACUCCGAAGCACUGUCUCAGAAGAUGGUGGAGGAGAUGUCAUCGACGAUGCAUUAAGAACAGACACUGCUUCAGGAAGUGUCUUUGGAAGAAGUGUCAUAAGAAGUAUCACCACCAUGAUAGUGAUGUCGAUCCCAAAACCGUUGUAG
Messenger RNA from Acaulospora morrowiae, 249 nucleotides. The record is from the annotation of a GenBank genome assembly. Lineage: Eukaryota; Fungi; Glomeromycota; Glomeromycetes; Diversisporales; Acaulosporaceae.